Molecule: messenger RNA, 739 nt
Organism: Caenorhabditis elegans
Lineage: Eukaryota; Metazoa; Nematoda; Chromadorea; Rhabditida; Rhabditidae
Gene: T08D2.6
Exons: 3
Coding region: 236-445 (69 amino acids)
Cellular component (GO): endomembrane system; cytoplasm
Source: RefSeq, marked reviewed
GAUUUGGUGAAAAUGGACUACCCGGGCACUGGAGUCAAGCAACCGGAGGUCUCUAUCGACUUAAAUGGCUUCUACUCGUCGAAUUUCGAGCAAUUUGAGCACCCGGACCAGUCAUCUAACGCGCCAAGUACGAAAAAUCUGAAUUUUUCGAGCCUUUCGGGCGCAUUAAUUUGAAAUUCCGGCUUAAUUUCAAGCCCGACUGGGCAAAUUUCAGCUCAGGCUUAUCGUCGUACUAAUGCUGGAGCCGCUGGAAAAUUUAUUUGGGAAUAGCGGAUUUGGGUGGCUUUUGGAGGUCAAUGAGGAGGACAGUGACCAGAUUCCACUGCUCGAAGAACUGGACAUUGACCUAACCGACAUUUACUACAAAAUCCGUUGUGUGCUCCAUCCGCUGCCAUAUUUCCGAAUGAAGCUCAAUAUUGUACGAGAAUCGAUUUUAUCGCUUUAGGACAAUUUGGGGUGCGGGAAUUCACAGAAAAGCUGGAAAAUUACACGAAAAAUGAGAUUUUCAGCAGAAAAAUUUGGGAAAAAACGGAGGAAAUUGAGGGUUUUCUCAAAAAUUUCAGUUUUUUAAAAUUUUCUACUUCAAAAACUGCCCUAAACAUAAUUAACAAUUCUCUUUUCUUGACUAUCAAUCAAUCAACACAAAAACCAACCAACUCUCUUCCCAUCGACGUGUGAUCCAAUCCAUCCCCGUUUCUGUAGUUAUUUUCCAUAUCGAACACCUCAUUGUCUGUCCUAU